Chironomus riparius is the source of this 5009-nucleotide messenger RNA. The record is from the annotation of a GenBank genome assembly. NCBI's taxonomy places the organism in Eukaryota, Metazoa, Arthropoda, Insecta, Diptera, Chironomidae.
CUUUCGGACUCAUUUGCCUGAUUAUUCCAAGUUUCUUUUUUACCUUUUACGAAAAUCUUUUAAAUGAAAAACAAAAAAAUAAAUAAAUUCGAGGAUUAGCAUUGUGGAUUAAAAGUGAUUUGCCAGUAAAUGAACAAAAUUUGUACGCUCGGGUACGAGACAAGUACAAGAAAGGAAGGAAAAAAGUUUUUUGUGUGUGUAUUAGUGAAGAUAUUUUUGUAUAUUUUAUAAGGAAUUCCGUAAGCAAAGGAAGAAAUUAAAGAACUUCUUGCUGCCUCCUUUAAAAAAAAAGUUUCGCGACAAACAUUAAUUUUUUUUGUGUGUGCUGUGUAUUAAGACGGAAAGUGUGUAGUCUCUGUGCUGUGUAUUUCCCCAGAAAAGAGAAUUUUAUUUGAUUUGUUGUCUCGAAAUAUUUUUUUUUUCGUGGAACUGAAAAUGUUGUUUUGUAAAAAAUUGUGGCAACAACGUGAUUAAAAAAAAGUUCCAACGUGCGACUCAUCUUAAAGCUACCUUUGCUAAUUGGAUUUAAAUCUUGUGACGAUAUCUUGUCAAAAUAAUUGUGAACUAAUUGAAAUGUGCUUAAGUAGAUUAGAUUGUUAACUUUUUCCUACGACAGUAAAAAGCGUAUAAAGGCCAAUUCCUCUUCUUCUUGCAUCUUUUCCGACACGCCAAAGAAAUAAAAGCCAAAAACACAAGAACUGAAGAGAUAAAAAAGUCAACUUUAAUGAUCUACAAAUAGGGUCGUCUUCCGUAGAUUUGAUUAGGCAAACAAGAAAGUUUUUCGAAUAAUGUCAAAAAGUAUGGAUUCGAGAAGCAUUUUCAUCCUUUUGAUGCUCACAUCAACUCUAAUAGUGUUUAUAAAAGGAGAUAAAAAUUCAUCGUCGUUAAUAGCUGAAGCAACAUCAGCAACAUUGUCAUCAAUAACAGAGCAAACAGAAGUGCCAUCAACAGCAAUCAAUAAUCAAAAUGUGACAAACAACUUUACUUCCGUUAUGUCGGAAAUGACAACAAUAGAAUCUGCACUCAAUGCUAGUGAAAAUCAAUUAAAACUUUCUACAUCACAAUUUAACUUAAUUACGAGUACAAGUGAGCCCCUUGCGGAUGUCACAACGAAGACUAUAACGGAAGUCACUUCAUCAUCACAUGACGAGCUCAUUACGCAGCAGCAGCAACAACAAAGUAGCAGUAGUAUUGAGGAUGAGAUAAAUUCCGAGACAACUAUAAGUUUUGGGAUACGUUCAUUUACAGUUGAGGUUUCGAAAAACGAGAAACUUUUGUCAACAACUGCUGUGCCAAAAUCAACAAUACCAACAUCAUCAGCGGAUGCUGUAAAACAACAAACAGUAACAAUGGCUGAUGAAACUUUUAUGCCAACAUCUAGUGUCGAUGAAAAGAGUUUAGAGACAGCCACAAGCACAAUAGAGCCACAAAAUGCAAUUCAGUUCCAAAAUUCCCAUUCAUCAUCAUCAUCAUCAUCAUACAAUAUGGAGAAUGUCCUUAAAUCCAAUUUAAAUAUUUUGUUCAAUAAUGAUGAUGAUCCGGAACUGAGUUAUAAUAGGAAUAAUAAUAAUAAUAAUGAAAUGUCAAGUAGCCAUGAGAAUGAAAUAUCAAAUGAGAUCCAAAUCGAUAGGAAACUUGAGAACGGACUUUAUCGAAUUAAAAUUGGUGAAAUAACAACCGACGAAUUCAACAUUGGGUAUGAUGAUGAGCACAAAGAUAAAUUGCAUCGGCAAUUGACUAAAGUAAAUAUUGAUGACUUUUUCCCAUCAAAGAUAGAAGACUUCCGACCCAUCAUUGAAAUUUCCAAUGAGAAAAUGUUAAAGGAGAAGGAUGUAUUGCAUAAUGAGCAGGUCAAGCCAUUGGUCGAACUUUCAUUGAGUGAACCGACAAAUAUUGAUAGUGACGUAUCAUCGACUACAGCAAGAACUGGAACACGUAUUAAUACAUCAAAUGUGGCAACAACUAACAUUGAAAUUGAAUUAAUUGAUGACUCGACAGUUGGCAUUAAUGUAGAUCAAAACGAUAGGGGUAUUGAAAUUGAUGAGAUUAUCACUCAAGUGGAAGAGAUUGUAACCGAAGUGCCACAAGUGACGGAAAACAUUAACAUGGAUAAUGUUUUUAUACCAAGACGUAUGAAGAAAUUUGAUCCAUUGACAAAAAAUUUAUCGACAGAUACGCAAGGUCCAACACGCAUACAUGAUUUUGGCAUGACAAAGUUUAAUCAGAAGAAGGAGAAUUUGACACAAGCGCCGGUCAAUGGAAAGCCUGAAUAUUCAACAACAAAGUUUUACAACAGCAAGGAACUUUAUAAUGAAAUUUUGCACAAAGCAUCAAAGCCAGCCACAAUGUCACCGUCACAAAAGUCAACAGUCAAGCCAGACAAUUUAAUACGUGAGAAGCUAUUGAAUACAAAUAAAAUUCCAAUUGACAAUUCACACUUUGCCACAACAAUUGUCGAUAAUGUCAUGACGACUGCAACAUCUACCGUAACGGAGGAAGUGACAACAAAAGAAACCUCAAAACGACCGAUGUAUACCAUUCCAACAAGUCAUCCUCGACUGUUGUCUCGUCUCGAGGAGAAGCUAAAUUCCUUGGAUUGUGAUAUACAAAACUUAUCAGCUGAUUCGACAGUAUGGCGCGGCAAUGAGACACAUGAACUCAAUUUACCCAUCACUACACCUGAAGACUGCUCAUCUGGCACCGACUGUUUGCCAAUGAUCAUCUCAUGGGAAGGCUCAAGCGACAUUCAAUCCGGUGACGUUCUGAUUGUGGAAAUUGAUGAUAAACUUUUGAUAUCAACGGAUAAGAGAAAUAAAUCUGAUGAUGGAAUGAUUCAUCGCAAUACAGCAUCAGUUUAUCAAGUAACGCGCUUAGGACAUGAACAUUGUGAUAUAACUGAAGGUGAAUUGCUUGACAUAACGCCACUGGUUGUUGAUGGAAAGAAAUUAGUAACAUUAUACGAUAAAGAUUUAACAGAAGGAAUCAAUUUGUUAAUUGUUGUUUCUGAGCUAUGGGAUCAACAAUGCGUUCGCUUACGUGUCAAUGUUAAAUCUGAUAAUUGUGGAGAAAAUGCUGACUGCUCUGGUAAAGGAAUUUGCUUUUCAAAUGCUUCGAUGGAAUCAUUCUUCUGUGAGUGCUGUACGGGUUUUGCUGGACAACAUUGUGAGGAAAUAGAUGCUUGUACUCCAUCGCCUAAUGGACAAAAAACUGCUGUUUGCAUCAACAAUGGCAUUUGUGUCGAUUUGUCGCAGGGACAUGAGGGAAAUAGUUAUCAAUGUCUAUGUCCAUAUGGAUACACGGGCAAAAACUGUCAGUUUGAAGCCGACCCAUGCAAUCCAUCUCAAUGUCUCAAUAGCGGAACAUGCAUAAGCAACACAACACAUUUCAGAAAUGCAAACUCAACAUUUCCUUUUAGGUGUGAGUGCCCGCCUGGCUUUACUGGUCCGUUGUGUCAACAUAAUUUGAACGAAUGUGAAUCAUCGCCAUGCGUUCAUGGUAUAUGUGUUGAUCAGGAAGACGGCUUUAGAUGCUUCUGUCAACCAGGCUUUUCUGGUGAUUUAUGUAAUUUCGAAUACAAUGAAUGUGACUCAAAUCCAUGCGUGAACAAUGGGCAAUGUAUAGAUCAUAUUGGAGGAUUUUCAUGCCAAUGCACGAAAGGCUAUCAAGGAAAACGUUGCCAUAUAAAGAUUGAUUUUUGUGCCAACAAUCCUUGUGAGGAUGGCUACAGAUGUGUUGAUCAUGGUGAUGAAUAUUCAUGCGUCUGUCCUGGAUCAGAUGAUCAUAAUGUACCAGAUUGUCAUGACGUCCCACGCACUCUGUGCACUGUUAAUCCUUGUGCAAAUGGCGGAACAUGUUGGACUUCUAAUGAAUCGUUUUAUUGUGCAUGUCGACCUGGUUACACCGGAAAAUUGUGUGAAGAUGACUUUGUAAUUGACACGGUUGUAAGUUCAAGCGAGCUGUUGUCAGAUGUCUCAGACAAUAAUGUUAUUACAUGGGGUGAGCUCAAAGAUAUUACACAGGAUGCAAAUUCGACGGACAUCCACAAUGCCUAUAUUGCCGCUGGUAUUUUGGCAACAGCACUCUUAAUUCUUGCUAUUGUUGUCACAAUUUGUCACUGUAAAGUAAGCGGAAGCUAUCGAAGAUUCACAGUGAAUCAGCGUCAUCUAAUACCAUUUUUCAUGAGACGUAGCAAAAAGACAAACGAGGAUGAGCACAGUAAGCACUGGUUAAGUGGAAAGAACUCAUCAUUUUUCGAGGAAAAUCACAUAAAUUUAAAGAAUAAUCAACAACCUCAUCACAACCAAUGUCCGAGUAAUAAUCUCUUUAGUCGACCACUCCAAAUGAACUUGGAGAACGAUAUGUAUUAUACAGUUGAUUUUAGUGAGUCACAGCAGUCGCCAUUAAUACAGUGAGUGCAGUAAAUAUAAGAGGUAGUGGAUAGAACAGUAAUAAAAACAAUAGGAAAUAAUACAAAAAAUAAUUAUUUGAAUAUGAAAUGUAAAAAAAAUUAUAUUUCUCAUAAACUUCUAAUCUCUAUGACAAUUAAAUGAUGAUAAACUCUAAGAGACAUAAAAAACCUGUUGAUAAGAAAGUAAAAUAAUGAUAAAUUAAUUAAAGUUGAGUUUUUAUCUAAUCUGAUUUUUAAUUUAAUAUUAUUUCUUGCGUUUCUUUACUGAAAAUGGUGCCAAUUUAAAUUUAUGCGAUAAAAAAAUUUAUAAAUGAACAUAGAUGACAAUUUUUAGCUGAAAUGAUAGUGACUAGCAUCGUAUGAACACAAAAAUAAUUUUUCCCAUAACAAUAAUUUAAAUUUUUCUUAUGCUGGAAUUGAACAGAAAUGACAAUGAAUUAAAAAUAUAGAAAAAACAAAUCUUUCAAUUCAAAAGCUUUUCUAUCACAAUUUUCUCGCAUUCUUACAUAAAAUAGAAGAAACUUUCUCUUUAAAUAAUCAAAGCGUUAACAGCUAAAACUACCGACAUAAAACACUAGUUUCACAAAAUAAACAAUUCAUA